AUCGCUGGUUUUUCACGAUGGCAUACAAAAAACUUUUGGGCGAUAUUCGAUUUUUUAAUGUCAUAUAAGAAUUAUUUCUCUCCCAACCAUGGAUUCCUCAGAAUUUAUCAAUUUUCUAUGGGAAGAUAAGGAAAUCAGAUUUGACACGCCCUGUGUACAAAAAAAUUUACGUAACGGUGAACAAAUUCUAUCUACGAUAAAUUUUAUUGAAGAUUCGAAAGGUAACGCUGGUGUUAGUGGACGUCUAUUGGCCACAAAUCUACGUUUAAUUUGGCAUACAUUGAUUUAUAAAAAAAUCAACUUAUCGAUUGGUUAUUCACGGAUUAUUAAUAUUAAUACACGUUUAGUAACGAACAAUAGAAACUAUCAUGAUAGUGCCCUGGCUUUGUAUAUUUUAGCUUUGAAGGGGAGUACACGUUUUGAGUUUUUAUUUACCGACAUUUCUCGUAAUCCAGAACGUAAAGAUACGCCAAUAUAUCAGAGUGUCUUCGAUAUUUAUCAUUCAUACCAGCGUUCAUAUUUAUAUCGAGACUUGAAAUUACGUGGCGCUAUUUUACAAGCAGGGCAAUUAAUUAUUUUACCGCGUGAACAAGUUAUAACUAAGGUACAGGGUGUAUGGAAUCUAUCCAGUGAUCAGGGCAAUUUAGGUACGUUUGUAAUAACGAAUAUACGGAUCGUCUGGUAUGCGGAUGCUAAUAACACUUUCAAUAUCACUUUGCCGUAUAUACAAAUCGAAAAUUUACGCAUACGCGAGUCCAAGUAUGGUCGAGUAUUGGUUAUACAAACUGCCGAAACGGCUGGCCGUUAUAUAUUAGGAUUUCGUAUAGAUCCAUAUGAACGUUUAGUAGAAGUAUUUAAAGAACUUGCAUCGCUGCACAAAGUCUAUACUAAGAAUCCCGAUUUUGGUAUAACUUUCGAUGAAAACGAUAAUAAGAGGCAGAAGGCAAAUCAAUCAAUGAAAGAUUCGGAGGAGAAAAAUUCUUUCAAAAUUGAAGAAUAUGAAGAAAUUGAUGAACGUCAAGAAAAAGAAAUCAAUUCAAAAUUAAAUAAUUAUUUGGCUGAGGGUAAUUUGAUAGCGACGGAAGACGAGAAACCGCCACGUGAACCGGUUUAUUGCAAGGAGUUGGGCUUCGCCAUGGAACGUAUACGUGAUGGUUAUAAAUUGAAAGAUUUAUGGGAUGUUUUACCAAAGCAGAUGCUAAUAGUCGAAGAAGAAUGA
Glossina fuscipes is the source of this 1219-nucleotide messenger RNA. RefSeq names its product Bardet-Biedl syndrome 5 protein homolog (gene BBS5). The record is from RefSeq and is a predicted model, not a curated record. Gene Ontology annotation, molecular function: phosphatidylinositol-3-phosphate binding. The transcript has 5 exons. Bases 89 to 1219 code for a protein of 376 amino acids. Gene Ontology annotation, cellular component: BBSome; ciliary basal body. Gene Ontology annotation, biological process: intracellular transport; cilium assembly. NCBI's taxonomy places the organism in Eukaryota, Metazoa, Arthropoda, Insecta, Diptera, Glossinidae.